AUGAAAAGUUAUUUGUCGGAAGAGGAUAGGUUAAAGAUAACAAUAAGAAAGAACUACUUAGAGCGAGAUGCUAUUAAAGCAAAAAUAAUAAAUUAUAUAAACAGAUUAACAUAUCUUUGUUCAGAUGAAAAAUGGGAAAAUUGCAAAAGAGCAAGGCACAAGCGGGCGAUUCUGGACGAACACUUGGUUAACCUUCCAGAAUUCACGGUAGAAAAGCGGCCAAAAUUAGAAGACGAUUUGACAACCGUAACGAGGAAUAAACGACUAUUACAGAUAGGUCUUUUUGAUCAUUUGAAAAAGGCAAAGGAUGCACUAGAACAGGAAAAGAGUAACAAGACUAUUCAAAUGCAUCAAAUGCAAAACAAACGAGUUGAAGAUAAAUUAGAAGAAGAAAGAAAAUUGUUUGAAAAGAAUGAACUAGAGGAUAUAGAGAAAAAAAUAAUAGCAUAUAUUAAAGAUAUAAAAAAUUUAGAAAAAAAUAUAAAAAAUGAUGAAGGGAAAUUAGUUAAACUCACUUUAAUUAAUCAUUAUGAUAAAAUGAAAAAUUUUAUUAGUACAAAUACAUACCCCACUAUAUUUUGGCGUCCUUUAAAAUAUAAUGAAAAAACAGAGUUGUUACAAAAGAAUACUCAAGAUUUUAUUAAAAAAAAAAUUGAAGCCAUAAAAUCGACAAAUUAUGAAAUAGAUUUCAACGAUGAGGGUUGGAUGCAGCAAUUUUCUAACCUAAAGGAAAUGAUAAACAGGAAGAUUAUGGCACACGGGGAGAGGCAAGCGGAAGAGGAUGAAAAGGAAGUAGAGGAGGAGGACAAAGAAGUAGAAGAUGAAAGGGAAGUAGAGGAGAAGGACAAAGAAGUAGAAGAUGGAAGGGAAGUAAAGGAGGAGGACAAAGAAGUAGAAGAUGAAAGGGAAGUAAAGGAGGAGGAUAAAGAAGUAGAAGAUGGAAGGGAAGUAAAGGAGGAGGAUAAAGAAGUAGAAGAUGGAAGGGAAGUAAAGGAGGAGGACAAAGAAGUAGAAGAUGAAAGGGAAGUAGAGGAGAAGGACAAAGAAGUAGAAGAUGAAAGGGAAGUAGAGGAGGAGGACAAAGAAGCAGAAGCUGGGAGAGAAGUAGAGGAGAAGGACAAAGAAGUAGAAGAUGAAAGGGAAGUAGAGGAGGAGGACAAAGAAGCAGAAGCUGGGAGAGAAGUAGAGGAGGAGGACAAAGAAGUAGAAGAUGAAAGGGAAGUAGUGGAGGACAAAGAAGCAGAAGAUGAAAGCAAACAAAUGAAGGAAAAUGAUAUCAUUAAUGAUUGUACAUUAAUAUUUUAUGAUAAAAAAAAAAAUAAUAUUGUGCAGGAUGAAAGUACUUGUAAAAGUGCUGAUAGUAUUAAUCCCAUACCCAACGUAGAUGAAGAACCAAAGCAUAAAGAAAAAGAAAACUCAAAAAAAAAUACAAAAAGAAAAAUUAAUAAAGCGGCAAAAGUUAAUUUGACUCAAAAAGAGAAAGACAAGGGAGAAGAUGCAGAGGCAGACUUAGUUACGAACGGGGUGGAAGAUGUAAAAGACGAUUUAACUGAUACGGAAGAGGAACAAAUGGAAAGCAAAAAAAAAAAAAAAGGAGCAGUGCGAAGGAAAGGUAGGAGAAAAGGAAAAAUUGCGUAA
Molecule: messenger RNA, 1638 nt
Organism: Plasmodium malariae
Lineage: Eukaryota; Apicomplexa; Aconoidasida; Haemosporida; Plasmodiidae
Product: conserved Plasmodium protein, unknown function
Exons: 4
Coding region: 1-1638 (545 amino acids)
Source: RefSeq, a predicted model, not a curated record